AAUCUUGAUGCGUUGUGAAGCAUGCGCACCACGCACGCACUUACCAACACCGUGGUGCGAACGCACUUAACAAUACUAAAUCUGCCAUCAAACGGUGCCGGGGAAGCGGGUUCGUACGCCCAUCGGAUGAAAAAGGGAGGAUUUUAGAAAGCUAAGCGCCUGCCCAAAACCAGUUCUGACACGCUUCAAUUGCUGGAGAUAGAAAGGGAAGAGCAGAUCAGAGCGCUGUCGGGCCUCGGAGAAAGAAAGAGGAAAACCAAGGUCCACAUCCCUCGUCUCAGAUAAGCAAUUUUUUUGCCAAAACCCUGGUUCGAGAUUUUCCGUCUCUUCCAAUACCUCAUGGCCGGAAACCACUACUGCCACCAUCAUCACCACCACCACCAACAGCAGUGCUGCUGCUGCUGCUGCUACUGCUGUUCCACUUCCAGUUUUAUUCCCCCACCAUCACCACCACCAACCACCAUCGAUUCUGGUCUGUUAACCAUCGCAAGCUACCUUGCCGCUUCCCUCCAGCAACCGCAGUCGCCACCUCCACCACCACCAACAGCAACUCCACCAUCGCCACCACAGUCGAAGGCAGAUCCCCUUGAUCUUCAAUCCCUUCUCCAUCGCGUCUCGACCAUGGAGUCUGCACUCCGCCGCCUCUCUCUGAUACCAGCAUCACCAUCGCCGCCGCCAGCUUCUUCAACCCCUCCUCGUCCCCAUGCCAAGAAUACCCAGAUUCAGACGCCACCGAGAUCGUACAAUAACUCCAUGGCUCAUUCGCUUAGGGACCAUGCGGCUCGCACCAUCCAGACCCAUUUCCGCGCCUUCCUGUUGCGGCGAUCCCAGAUGCUCCGCCACCUCAAGCUCAUCGCUUUCGCCCAAACCUUUUUAAACAACCUCAGACUCAGGCUCUCUGAUCAAACCCAGCUCGCCCUCCUUUGCCGGAAAGAGGAAGCCAGGCGAGAGCUCGUGGAGAGAACCGCGGAUCUCCUCGCCAAGGUCGAUGCAAUUCGGACUGGAGAUUCAAUGAUUAUGGAGGCGAAGAGAUCGGUGAGCAGAGAUCUGGCUGGGGUUUUAGACGUUCUAAACGGGUCUUUUUCCACAAAUGACCAUACAAGGAGGUGGGUAGCUAGUGAAUCCAACAAUGGCGGUGCAGAGAAGGUGGGGAGGCAUUUCAGUUGUGAUGGAUCCUUCAAUCAUGAUGUGAGAGAGCACGCUGGUUCCGGAAGAGAGACUGGGUUUAUCGGAUUGGGGAAAGCUGGUGAGUUCUCUCCAGAUAUUGGUGGCAGAGAUGGGACCGAAUGCAAGAGCCAUGUGAACAAUGAUGCACCAAAUGUGAAAAAAAUUGUGGAGGCUCUUGAUGCUGGUGACAAUGGUGGUUUUUCUUUUGAAGAGAAAUCUGAGGAGGAUCGGCUCCCUGUUCACUGGGAAGGUAACAGUUUCGGGUUGGCCGCACCAUUGCCGCUCCAGAUGGAGCCUAGAAGCACCGAGUUGCUGCAGGAAUUUGCUAAACAACUAUAAUGUUUGGUUUGCCAAAAAAAGUUUGUUGACUUUGUGUAUUUUGCUUUUUCUCCUUGACGAUGAACUGAUCUGCUUUUUGCUUAUUUGUUGGAGCUGUAAUUUUUGGGAAAUUUUUUCCCCUCACUUUUGGAACCUUUUAGAAGCAGAAAUGUCUGCUCCUCCAAUUUAUGGUUUUAUGAACAAUUGAAGAGUGAUUUUUGUUUCUA
Messenger RNA from Nymphaea colorata (pocket water lily), 1712 nucleotides. RefSeq names its product BAG family molecular chaperone regulator 8, chloroplastic-like. The transcript is spliced from 3 exons. Gene Ontology annotation, biological process: protein folding. The record is from RefSeq and is a predicted model, not a curated record. Gene Ontology annotation, cellular component: plasmodesma. The coding region runs from base 340 to 1506 and encodes 388 amino acids. Lineage: Eukaryota; Viridiplantae; Streptophyta; Magnoliopsida; Nymphaeales; Nymphaeaceae.